Impatiens glandulifera is the source of this 1362-nucleotide messenger RNA. RefSeq names its product chloroplast stem-loop binding protein of 41 kDa a, chloroplastic-like. The transcript is spliced from 6 exons. Gene Ontology annotation, cellular component: cytosol. NCBI's taxonomy places the organism in Eukaryota, Viridiplantae, Streptophyta, Magnoliopsida, Ericales, Balsaminaceae. The record is from RefSeq and is a predicted model, not a curated record. Gene Ontology annotation, molecular function: RNA binding. Gene Ontology annotation, biological process: rRNA processing. The coding region runs from base 69 to 1286 and encodes 405 amino acids.
CCAGUUGUGAGGAUUGCCUAAAUAUCAGUUGCUUGGUUCUCAUAAGGAUCAAGCUUUAGUAUCCAACAAUGGCCACUCAUGCUUCCCCUUCCUCUCUCCUUUUCUCUUCUCCGAUCACCUCCAGCCUCCGUCGACCAUCAGUCUCUCUUCCUCUGUUUCAUCUCCCCUGUAAUUCCUUCAGUCAAUCAUCUCUCUCAUUCUCCCUUUCCAUCUCACCCUCUUUCUCUACCUGCAACACUGCUCCAUCCAGGCGCCUAUCUCUCUCAUCCUUCACUGUCAAGGCCAGCAGCACAUCGGAGAAGAAGAAGAUUCUGAUAAUCAACACCAACAGUGGAGGCCAUGCCGUAAUUGGGUUCUAUUUUGCUAAAGAUCUUCUUACUUCAGGCCAUGAUGUUACAAUUCUAACCGUUGGUGAAGAAGGGUCUGACAAGAUGAAGAAGACACCAUUCAAUAGAUUCAGUGAGAUUGUGAGCGCCGGUGGUCGGACUGUAUGGGGGAACCCUUCUGAUGUCGGAAACAUUGUGCAAGGUGAAACAUUUGAUGUUGUAUUGGAUAACAAUGGCAAGGACUUGGAUUCUGUCAGGCCAGUGGUGGAUUGGGCAAAAGCAUCUGGAGUUCAACAUUUCUUCUUCAUAAGCAGUGCUGGAAUCUACAAACCAACUGAGGAGCCUCCCCAUAUAGAAGGGGACGAUGUUAAGGCGAGUGCGGGUCAUGUCGGUGUGGAGAAAUACAUUUCCGAGGUUUUCACCAGUUGGGCAAGCUUCCGUCCUCAAUACAUGAUCGGUUCGGGCAACAACAAAGAUUGCGAGGAAUGGUUCUUCGAUCGAAUUGUUAGAGGAAGACCAGUUCCAAUCCCGGGAUCUGGAUUACAAUUAACAAACAUUUCACACGUUCGAGAUUUAUCGUCAAUGCUUACUCUGGCAGUUGAGAACCCAUCAGCUGCAAAUGGUAACAUUUUUAACUGUGUAAGCGAUCGGGCAGUGACACUCGAUGGAAUGGCCAAACUAUGUGCUAAAGCAGCAGGUCUCCCGGUUGAGAUUGUACAUUACGAUCCCAAAGCUAUUGGAGUCGACGCCAAAAAGGCUUUUCCUUUCAGGGACAUGCAUUUCUACGCAGAACCGAGAGCUGCGAACGAUAUUCUUGGCUGGAAAGCUACAACAUACCUUCCCGAGGAUUUGAAGGAACGAUAUGAAGAGUACUUGAAGAUUGGAAGGGAUAAGAAGGCUAUUAAGUUUGAGCUUGAUGACAAGAUAUUGGAGUCACUGAAAGUACCAGUUUCUGCUUAAUUUGUAACUUGAAUAAUAACAUUUUCAUCAUUUUCGCUUUUGCGAUGAGGUUUUAUAAAGAGCAUGUCUUCAUUGA